AAACUAUUUUAUAUGUGUAUGGAUGUGAUGUGACUUUUUAAUUAAUCUUUAGCUUUAGUUGUUGUAUUAAAACCACAGGUAUUCAUAUCACUACAUGCAAAAAUGCUUCAAAAGGUUUGUAAAUUCUGUCAUCAUUUACUCACCCUCACAUUGUUCCGACCUGCUUGUGACUUUCUUUCUUUUUCAGUGUUUAUUUUUGAACUAUUGUGGGUGGAUGCUUCUGUGUUCAGCUUUCGCUUUUGUCAAUGCGGCAAAUCACACUACAGCCUUAUUUGUCAAUCAUGGACAUUCUGCCAAAAUUAGCUGCAACUACAGACGAACAAAUGACACAGAAAUCAUGACAGUGAAGCUUCAAACAUUAAAUCAUACACUGUGUUCGUAUUUACAUGUGGAUUCAUGGAAAAAACAAGAUUGUAAAGAUCACAUAAGAUUGAUACUUAUUAAUAAGACUAUGGAAAUAUCAUUUGAGCUAUUAAAUCUGCGAAUUCAGGAUGCCGGCACAUACACCUGUACUGUGAAGAGGAUUGCAAAACCACCUGAAGAGGAUCUGGGAAUAGAAAGAGUUCAAGUUAUUGUACGUCCCAUCUUGUCCCUAUCCUGUGUGAAGAGCCCUGAUGGAUCUCCCAUGAUUCUGUGCUCUGUGGGAUUUUACCACAAUUCUCUUGAACAGCUGUGGAUCAGAGAUGGAGACGUCCUCAACAGUUCAUACUCAAACAAAUCAUUCAAUGGAUCCUUCAAUCAGAAAUCAUACCUUAUACUGCCGCCACAAACCUUCGCUGACACAAUCUACUCCUGCUGGGUAAACCACUCGUCAUUAAACAAACCACUUGUGGCCAAUUUAUCAAGCUCUGUCUGCUAUGAAAGAGGAGAUUUAACUGUGGCUCUGGCAGUGGCUUUUGUCAUCUCUGCAGUGUUGACUGUCUUUUUGAUCAUCGUAGUCGUGUAGAUGUUACAGUAAGUCUCAAAACAUGAAGAAGAAUGGAGAACGGUGUUCUGAUGACCUGUCUUGCUACCUUGAAGUACACAAGGUCACAGAAUGUGCUGUGAUCUUGUUUCUCAUCCAUCCUAUCACAAUUUAUGUAUAAGAGGUACAGGACCACACAAUGCACAAUAAAUAAAACAUAACAACA
Messenger RNA from Megalobrama amblycephala (Wuchang bream), 1130 nucleotides. RefSeq lists its product as uncharacterized. The transcript is spliced from 5 exons. The record is from RefSeq and is a predicted model, not a curated record. The coding region runs from base 95 to 946 and encodes 283 amino acids. Lineage: Eukaryota; Metazoa; Chordata; Actinopteri; Cypriniformes; Xenocyprididae.